Diaporthe citri is the source of this 1971-nucleotide messenger RNA. RefSeq lists its product as uncharacterized. Gene Ontology annotation, molecular function: transmembrane transporter activity. The record is from RefSeq and is a predicted model, not a curated record. The transcript has 3 exons. Bases 1 to 1971 code for a protein of 656 amino acids. Gene Ontology annotation, cellular component: membrane. NCBI's taxonomy places the organism in Eukaryota, Fungi, Ascomycota, Sordariomycetes, Diaporthales, Diaporthaceae. Gene Ontology annotation, biological process: transmembrane transport.
AUGCACCACGAAGACAGAGCCGACCGCCAUUGGCGGCUCUCCCGCCUACGGCUGCCGGAUCCUAUGCGGCCGAUCGAUGUCCAUCCAGACGUAGACCAUAUCACCGACCGGCACGAGCGGGAAAUCGCCAUUCUCCGCAUUCUCGAUUCUAUCGGUUUUAACUGGCCCGUCUUCUGCGCUGUUGCUAUUGGCUUCCUCGCAACUUCAUACAGUCUGUUUGCCACAAAUUUUGUGAAGCCGGCCCUACUCUACGUGUAUCCACCGAGCAAUGAAUCCCGGCAGGAUAUUGGAGAAGUCCUUGACUUGACGACCCUGAGCUUUAGCCUGAUUGGCAUGGUUGUCUUUGGGCACUUCGUGGACCGGGGUGGGCGGAAGAGACUCUAUGGUUGGGAGCUUAUCGUCCUCAUACUCGCAACAGUCGGAUUAGUCUUAUCUUCUCAAGGAUUUAUGAGCCCGGGCGCAGAUGGUAGAACUGAGUCCUCCAUGAGCAUCUACGCGUCGAUUAUCUUCUUUCGCUGUUUAUUGGGGUUCGGGAUCGGGGCAGAGUACCCGGUCUCGGCCGUUAUAGCCGCUGAGUUUGCGUCCACUGAUACUAGGGCUGUCAUGAUGGCCUCAAUUUUCCUGAUGCAGAGUGUCGGCCGCUUUUUAGCUAUUGGCAUCGGCCUGGGCUCAUUGCGGAGCGUUAUGCAGCAAUACGACCUGCAUAUAGAUGAGCCUAACAUUGGGGCGGCCGAGAUAAAGUCGAAAGUUGUUAUCGAUAUUGUCUGGCGCACUGUUAUUGGCAUGGGUGGCGUUAUUGCACUCAUCGCUGUUGGCCUUCGUCUUACUAUGCCAGAAUCACCCAGGUACUACUCAGGGAUCCUGAAAGACCUCCGAAAGGCAGCCAUCGCAGUAAAACAGGCCGGUGGGGAUGUCAGUGCCAAUCAACGACCGGAAACCUCUUUCUCCCUGGAGGCAUAUCGCAGCUAUCGGAAGGACGAUGACGAGCCAACGCCAUGGUUCAAAGCCGCUAAGCGAUAUUUGAAGGACGGCGGUUGGAAACCUCUUUUAGGAAUCUCGAGCAUAUGGUUCCUUUUGGACGUAUGCUUUUAUGGAACCAGCUUGGACAGCCCAGGCACAUUGAAUGUACUGUGGCUUGAGACCAAAGUGUUCGACACAACUGGGCCUUUUGUAAACGGCACUGUGGCCGUUUGGAACGCAACUCUACCGAUUUGGAACGCUGAUCCGGCAUUGCCCAAUGCUACUAUACAGAGGGCAUUAAACGACAACGCGGUGCGAACGCUACUGCUGUCCUCGAUUGCAUCACUGGCUGGGAGUCUGGUAGCUAUACCCAUGGUCCACUAUGCGAAUCGCAGGAAAUUGCUGAUCUACACAUCUGUGGCGCUAUCACUUGUAUUCAUCGCUACGGGAGCUAGCGUUGUAAGAACAUAUGCCAGGCCAACACACCACCUCAGCACGGUCUUCUUUGCCCUAGCUCAGUUCAUGUUCAACGUUGGGCCAAACACACUUACUUUUAUUAUCACGGCUGAAGUAUUUCCGACUGUGUUCCGCGGGUCUUUCUACGGAAUUUCAGCUGCUUGCGGAAAGCUCGGCGCCAUCGUGAUCAGGGCGAUUGUAGCUCGCACGGGCGAUGGAUAUCAGGCACUGGUGGCGUAUUUAUUCGUGUUCAGCGUAAUUAUGCUCGUCCUGGCUUUCAUUGCUAUGCUACCGGGAGCCCUGCCACAAGUCCAGAGGGAUACGCGGAAAGGUUCAAAACACCGCGUUCCUCCCAGCCCAACAUUGGCGGCUAUGGAUUAUAAGUCGCCAAGCACGGAUAAUCCCGCCGGCCACUCAUGGAAUUUGUGGCUUCCGAGGAGGUGGAAGAGCAAAGCCCUCGAAGAUAUUGCCCGUUACCCAUCACCACACGACGAGUUUGUGCUUCAGCGAGACAGUGAUAUAUCAGUAAAGGAAACUGAUACACCGGUUGGAUAA